This is a messenger RNA of Protopolystoma xenopodis, 180 nucleotides long. The record is from the annotation of a GenBank genome assembly. Lineage: Eukaryota; Metazoa; Platyhelminthes; Monogenea; Polystomatidea; Polystomatidae.
AUAUGGGAUUGCAUCUCAUCCCAACUUGUCCAAAUUCUCGACACUCGAUAUAUCAUUGCAUGCGCAUCUGUUAACGUUGCCAAUUCAAAUCAGACGACCCAUACUAAGUUCAAUCGUUCUGAUCUCGGUCACUCGACGGGUGGUAUUGUUGUUCUCACACCUCUUGGUAUGAAUGAGUAA